Molecule: messenger RNA, 895 nt
Organism: Hibiscus syriacus
Lineage: Eukaryota; Viridiplantae; Streptophyta; Magnoliopsida; Malvales; Malvaceae
Product: actin-related protein 2/3 complex subunit 3-like
Exons: 5
Coding region: 172-696 (174 amino acids)
Biological process (GO): regulation of actin filament polymerization; Arp2/3 complex-mediated actin nucleation
Cellular component (GO): Arp2/3 protein complex; cytoskeleton
Molecular function (GO): actin filament binding
Source: RefSeq, a predicted model, not a curated record
AAUGGUUUGAUCUCCAAGAAAAACCCCAACCAAAGGCAGGUGAGUUGAUUACUGUUCAAACUUUGGCGUUGAGUUGAAAGCGUUUGUUGGCAAAACAUUUGGUUGCCCUUGUUCUUUUGAGUGGAAAUCCCAUUGCCUCGUUUGUUUGUUUGGAAAAAGAAAUCUAAGAGAAUGGUUUAUCACUCUAGUUUUGUUGAUGAGGAAGGAAUUACUAAAGCUUGUGGCUUCCUUUUACUUCCUUUGAAAAGUCAUAUAAGGGGUCCUGCACCUGUUUCAGAUCAAGGUAAAACUGAUAUUGUCGAUGAAGCGAUCACAUUCUUUCGUGCUAAUGUGUUCUUUAGAAACUUCGAUAUUAAGAGCCCCGCGGAUAAACUCCUUAUAUAUCUGACUUUCUACAUAAAUGUGGCUUUGAAGAGGCUUGAGGGUUGUAGGACCUUGGCUGAAGGUACCAAGGCAAUCAUUAACUUGGGAUUGGAAGACGUUCCUGUACCUGGAGAAUCGGGUUUUCCUUUUCCAGGGCUCUUUGUGCUUCCACAGUCUCAAAAGGAAGCAGAACUGCUUAGGAAUUAUCUGAAGCAAAUACGAGAAGAAACAAGCGGGAGACUGCUGAGCGUCGCCUAUAGGCCCAACGGAACUCCAAAUAAAUGGUGGUUAGCUUUCGCGAAAAGAAAAUUCAUGAAUAUAAUUGUUCCAUGAAAAAAAUAUACAAAUGUUGUAUACUCGAUCAAAAAAGCAACAUGUGAAAGCCUCCAUAAGACGAUAUGUUUCGAAAUGCCUGUAACAAAAUGAACUUGUACAUUCGAUCAUAUCGUAUUGAUGGAAAUUAGUAUUGUUUGUUAUCUUGAUUGCUUCAUGGGACAAGGGAGCAAAAGAAAAGGAUCAUUUUAAGCUUUUU